AUGACAACAAAUUCACAUACUACAACAUCGCCCUCGCCGAUGAUACAAACCACCACAGCAGAGAUAAUCUCAAGUCCUGACACCACAGCUACUGCUGUCCCCACCACCACCGCCAUACCAACCCCCAGUGGAAGAACCAUUACUGAGACAGCAUCGCAACAGACAGACACUAAUACUGAUAUCACCAACGCAGCAGCACUACCUGCAGACCUCUCCAUCACAAGUCAGGCCACAGCUGUCACUGCACAAACAACCAGUGCGCAGUCAUCGACGGCAACACUACAUGCUACAGAGACCACUGCUCACAAACUACUGGAAGCACCAACCACAGCAGCAGACACUAGCGAAACACUCACUACACAAAAAGUUAUACAAUUGUCAACAACUACACACCCAACUGCCUCACAACUGGCAACAACAGCUGCUGCUGCAACUACAGACAAUCCAGAAACUCUAAAUGCCCAUAUUUCCACCGAACAAUCAGAAGCUGCGGAGGCAACAACCACAGCUCCAGCAAUUCCAUCCGAAACACAAACUAACAAGAUAUUGUUGCAACAAUCGGACACUACAGAAGGGCAACCGCCAGCCACACAAGCCGCCACUACACCAACUCCAAGUCCUCCGACAGCGACCCAAAAAUCGAUACAUCCCGAAGGUACUGGUCAACAGACAGUAACAACAGCUGGAGUAGCAGCCGACACCGGAACAUCAAGUGCUCCCACAGUCAUGCAAACAUCAGUACCUGCCAUAGCCGCAGCUUCAGAACCAGCAACGACAGUCACCACAGCAGCGAAUACCGAAACUUCACCUAUUCAGACUGUCCCCGAAGUAACGACAGUCACCGCAGCAGCGAAUACUGAAACACAAAGUAUCCAGAUAGAGAUGAAAAUAUCCACACCUCAACAGGUAACUGAACCGGAUGUCGUGUCAACAGCAACCGCCGCGGUACCCACUACCGGUACCACUAGCGCACAGAGAGCGCCGCAACCAUCAACAGCCGCAGAGGCUAUUUCUCCACAACUAGCAGUCACAACUGAGGCGGGAGCAGCAACUGCAGAAACACCUAGUGCUCAGAGAGCGACGGUACCAUCAAUAGCUACCGAGCCUAUAUCUCUGGAACUAGCAGCAACAACUGCGGCAGCACCCGCUACUGCAGGACAACUGAGUACCCAACUCGCGACUAAACCAUCCAACGCUCCUGAGGUUAUAUCUCGGGAACAAGCAGCAACAAUUCCCGCAGCGACAGGAGCUUCUAACACACCUAGUACUCAAACAGCGACAGAACCAUCAACAGCUGCAGAGACUACUUCUCCGAAGCUACCAGGAACAAUUGCUGCAGCAGCAGACACUCCCCAAACAUCUAGUGCCCAGAUAUCGACAGAACCAUCAAUAGCUUCCGAGACUAUUUCUCAGGAACAAACAGCAACAACUGAGGCAGCAGCAACUCCAGAACUAGCUGAUGCCCAGAGACCCACGGCACCAUCAACAGCCGUAGAGUCUACUUCGCCGCAAGUAGCAGCAACUCCAGGAACACCUAGUGCACAGAUUACGACUGAACCAUUUACAGCUACCGUGACUAUUACUGGGGAACAAGCAGGAACAACUGUCGGAGCGUCAGCACCUCCAGAAACACCAAGUGCACCAAUAGCGACGCCACGAUCCGCAGCAGCUGCCACUAUCUCUCUUGAACUAGCAGCAACACCUGAUACCUCGCCAGCAACUCUAGAAACACCUACUGUCCAGAUAACCACUGAACCAUCGACAACUACAGUGACUAUUACUCGUGAACAAGCAGCAACAACUAUCGACACAGCAGCAACUUCCAAAAGUCCUAGCGUACAGAUAGCGACGGGAUCAUCAGCAGCUUCCGAGACUGUUUCUCUCAAAGAAGUAGGAACAACUCCAGCAGCAGGAACGCUACAAACACCGAAUGCCCUCAUAGGGACGGAAUCAUCAGCAACUUCCGAAACGGUUUCACUCAAACAACCAGGGACAACUCAAGCAGAGGGAACUGCACAAACACAGAGUCCGCAGAUAGUGACAGAAGCAUCAACAGCAUCCCAGACUCUUUCGAUCAAACAACCAGCAACAACUCAGUCAGCGGGAACUCCAGAAACACCGAGUGCCCAGAUAGAAAAAGAAUCAUCGACAGCUGCCGACACUGUUUAUCUCAAAGAACCAGGAACAACUCAAUCAGGAGGAACUGCACAAACACUAAUCGCGCAGAUAGUGACGGAAGCAUCGACAGCUUCCCAGACUAUUACUAUCGAAGAACCGGCAAAAACCGAGGCAGCAGGAACUCCACCAACACCAAUUGCACAGACAGUGACGGAACUAUCAACAGCCUCCCAGACUGUUUCUCUCAAAGAAACAGGGACAACCGAGGCAGCAGGAACGUCACAAACAUCGAGAGCCCAGAGCGUGAGUCAAGCAUCAAGAGCUUCUCAGACUGUUUCUAUCAAAGAACCGGAAACAACUGAGGCAGCAGCAACUCCACAAACACCGAGUGCGCGGAUAGCGACUGAAGCAUCAACAGCUUCCCAGACCGUUUCUCUCACAGUCAUAGGCAAACCUGAAGCACCAAGAACCCCACAAACACCAAGUACCGAGAUACUGAAGGAACCGUCAACAGCCUCCCAGACAGUUUCUCUCAAAGAACCAGGAACAACACAAACAGGAGCAACUGCAGAAACGCCGAGUACACAAAUAAUGACGGAAGGAUUCACAGCGUCCAAGACGACUCCUAUCAAACAACAAACAACAACCGAGGCAGCAGGAACUCCACCAACACCAAGUGCCCAGAUACUGACGGAACAAUCAACACACUCCCAGAGUGUUUCGAUCAAACAAGCAGGACCAACAGAGGCAGCAGGAACGUCAGAAACACUGAGUGCGCAGAUAGUGACCGAAGCAUCAACAACUUCUCGCACUGUUUCUAUGAAACAACCGGAAACAACUGAGGCAGUAGCAACUGUACAAACACAGAAUGCGCCGACAGUGACUGACGCAUCAACAGCUUCCGAAACGGUUCCUCUCAAAGAACCAGAAACAAGUGAGGCAGCAGGAACGUCACAAACACCAAGUGUCCAACUAGCGACGGAAUCAUCAGCAACUUCAGAAUUGGUGUCCAUCAAAGAACCAGGAACAACGCAAGCAGAAGGAACCGCACAAACACCAACUGCACAGAUAGUGCUGGAAGCAUCGACAGCUGGCCAGACUAUUACUAUGAAAGAACCAGCAACAACACCGGCAACAGGAACUCCACAAACGCCGAGUGCCCAGAUAGCGACGGAAUCAUCAACAGCUUCCCAGAGUGCUUAUCUCAAAGAACUAGGAACCACUCAAGCAGUAGGAACGCCACAAUCACCAAGUACCCUAAUAGGGACGGAAUCCUCAGCUGCUUCCGAAGCGGUUUCUAUGAAACAACCAGGAACAAGUGAAACAGAAGGAACUGCACAAACACCGAGUUUGCAGAUAGUGACUCAAGCAUCAACAGCUUCCGAGACUCUUUCGAUCAAACAACUAGCAACAACUCAGUCAGCGGGAACUCCAGAAACACCCAGUGCCCAGAUAGAAAACGAAUCAUCGACAGCUUCUGACACGGUUUCUCUCAAAGAACCAGGAACAACUCAAUCAGGAGGAACUGGACAAACACCAAGCGGGGAGAUAGUGACUGAAGCAUCAACAGCGUCCCAGACUGUUACUAUCGAAGAACUGGUAAAAACCGAGGCAGCAGGAACUCCACCAACACCAAUGGCACAGAUACUGACGGACCUAUCAACAACCUCCCAGACUGUUUCUCUCAAAGAAACACUAACAACUGAGGCAGCAGCCACGUCACAAACACCGAGAGCCCAGAGCGUGACUCAAGCAUCAAGAGCUUCUCAGACUGUUUCUAUCAAAGAACCGGAAACAACUGAUGCAGCUGCAACGCCAGAAACACCCAGUGCGCCAAUAGUGACUGCAGCAUCAACCGCUUCCCAGACCGUUUCUCUCAAACAAGUAGGUACAACUGAAGCUGCAGGAACGUCAGAAACACCGAGUACCGAGAUAGUGAAGGAACCAUCAACGGCCACCCAGACUGUUCCUCUCAAAGAACCAGAAACAAGUGAGGCAGCAGGAACGUCACAAACACCAAGUGUCCAACUACCGAUGGAAUCAUCAGGAACUUCCGAAUUGGUGUCUCUCAAAGAACCAGGAACAACGCAAGCAGAAGGAACUGCACAAACACCGAGUGCACAGAUAGUGAUGGAAGGAUCAACAGCUUCCCAGACUAUUACUAUCGAAGAACCGGCAAAAACCGAGGCAGCAGGAACUCCACCAACACCAAUGCCACAGAUAGUGUUGGACCUAUCAACAGCCUCCCAGACUGUUUCUCACAGAGAAACACUAACAACUGGGGCAGCAGCCACGUCACAAACACCGGGGGCCCAGAGUGUGACUGAAGCAUCAACAGCUUCUCAGACUGUUUCUAUGGAACAGUCGGAAACAAGUGAGGCAGCUGCAACUUCACAAACACCCAGUGCGCGGAUAGUCACUGAAGCAUCAACAGCUUCCCAGACCGUGUCUCUCAAACAAGUAGGUACAACUGAAGCUGCACAAACGCCACAAACACCGAGUGCCGAGAUAGUGAAGGAACCAUCAACAGUCACCCAGACUGUUUCUGUCAAAGAACCGGGAACAACGCAAGCAGAAGGAACUACACAAACACCGAGUGCACAGAUAGUGACGGAAGGAUUAACAGCUUCCCAGACUGUUUCUAUCAAGCAACCAGCAAUCACUGAGGCAGUGGGAAGUCCACAAACACCCAGUGCCAAGAUAGAAAAGGACUCAUUGACACUUUCCGACACUGUUUUUCUGAUAGAACCCGGAGCAACGCAAACAGGAGAAAGUGCACAAACCGCGACCACGCAGAUAGUGGCGGAAGGAUCGACAGCUUCCCAGGCUAAUACUCUCAAGCAACCAGCAACAACUGAGGCAGCAGGAACUCCACAAACGCCGAUUGCCCAAAUGGCGACGGAAUUCUCCACAGCGUCGCAAAGUGUUUCUCUGAUAGAACUAGGAACAACUCAAACAGGAGAAACUACUGAAGCACCGAGUGCACAAAUAGUGAGGGUAGGAUCCACACCUUCGAAAACUGCUUCUAUCAAACAUCCUGUAACAACCGAGGUAGCAGGAACACCACCAACACCAAGUGCCGAGAUAGUGACACAACAAUCAACAGCCUCCCACACUGUUUCCAUCAAUCAAGCAGGAACAACUGAGGGAACAGGAACGUCAGAAACAACAGGUGUUCAAACAGCAACGGAAUCAUCAGCAGCUUCGACGAUUGUUUCUCUAACAGACUCGGGAACAACUCAAGCCGGAGCAGUGACACAACCACGUACGGCCCAGACAGGGACGGAAUCAUUAACAGCUUCCGAUAGUGUCUAUCUCAAAGAACCAGAAACAACUGAAAGACCACGAACUGCAGAAACAGCGAGUGGACAGAUAGUGACUGAAGUAUCGACAGCUUCCCAGGCUGUUUCUCUGAAACAAUCAGCAACAACCGACGCAGCAGGAACUCCACCAACACCAAGUGCCCAGAUAGUGACGGAAUUGUCAACAGCUUCCGAGACCGUUUCUCUCAAAAAAGUAGGAACAACGGAACCAGUAGGAACGCCACAAACACCGAUUCCCGUGACAUGGACGGAGCCAUCAACAGCUUCCGAGAGUGUUUAUCUUCUAGAACCGGCAACAACUCAAGGAGGAAGAACUGCAGAAACACCGAGUGCACAGAUAAUGACGGGAGGAUCGACACCUUCCCAGACUGUUUCUAUCGAACAGGUAGGAGCAACUGUGGCAGCAGGAACGUCACAAACACCGAGUGCCCAAAUAGCGACUGAAGCAUCUGCAGUUCCUCAGGCUGUUUCGACCAAACAACCGGCAGCAACUGAAGCAGCAGAAACUCCACAAGCACCGAGCGCCGAGAUAGUGAUGGAACCAUCAACAGGCUCCCAGACUAUUUCUCUCCGGGAUCGAGAAACAACUCAGGCAGUAGGAACGUUGCAAACACCAAGUGUCGAAAUGGCGACGGAAUCAUCAGUAGCUUCCGAGACUGGUUCUCUGAAAGAACCGGAAACAACUCAAGCCGCAGAAACUCGACAAACGCCGAGGGCGCAAAUCGCGACGGAAUCAUCAGCGGCUUCCGAAACGGUUUCUCUGAAAGGAGCAGGAACAACGCAAGCUGAGGGAACUGCACAAACACCGAGUGCGCAGAUAGUGACUGAAUCAACAAUAGCUUCGCAUAGUGUUUCUAUCAAGGAACUAGCAACAACUCAGGCAGGGGAAACUCCACAAACACCGAAUGGACAAAUAGAAAAGGGAUCAUCAACAGCUUCCGACACUGUUUAUCUCAAAGAACCAGGAACAACUCAAAUAAGGGGACGUGCACAAACACCAACACCAACUGCGCAGAUCGUGGCUGAAGCAUCGACAGCUUCCCCUACUAUUACUAUCAAAGAAUCAGAAACAACCGAGGUAUCAGAAACUCCAUCAAUACCAAGUGUGCAGACAGUGACGAAACAAUCAACAGCCUCCCAGACUGUUUCGAUUGAACAAGCAGGAACAACUGAGGUAGCAGGAACAACUGGGGCAGCAGGAAGGUCACAAUCACCGAGUUCCCAGAUAGCGACGGAAUCAUCAACAGCUUCCGAGAGUGUUUAUCUGAAAGAGCCAGAAACAACUCAAAGAGGAGGAACUGGAGAAACAUCGAGUGCACAGAUAGUGACGGAAGGAUCGACAGCUUUUCAGACGGUUUCUAUCAAACAACCAGCAACGACUGAGGCGGCAGCAACUCUACAAACACCGAGUUCCCCUAUAGCGACUGUAUCAUCAACAGCGUCCGAGACGGUUUCUCUGAAGGAACCAGCAACAACUGAGGUUACAGAACCUCCGGAAAUCCCCAGUGCCCAUAUUCCGACGGAAUCAUCAACAACUAGCGGGACUGUUUCUCUCAAAGAAGUGGGAUCAACUGAAGGAGCAGGAACGUCACAAACAUCGGGUGCGCUGAUAAUGACGGAAUCAUCAACAGCUUCGGAAACUGUUUCUCUCAAAGAACCAGAGACAACUGAAGCUGGAGAAACUACAGAAACAGCUAGUUUGGUGCUUGCCACUUCAUCAUCAGCAGGUUCCGAGACUAUUUCUCUGAAACAAACAGCAACAACUGAGGCAACAGGAACUCCACAAACACGAAGUUCCCCGAUAGCGUCGGAAUCAUCAACAGUGUCCGAGACUGUUUCUGUCAAGCUACUAGCAACAACUGAGGUUGCAAAACCUCCACAAAUACCAAGUGGCCAGGUUGAGACGGAAUCAUCAACAAGUACCGGGACUGUUUCUCUCGAAGAAGGAGGAACAACUGUAGCAGCAGGAAGUCCACAUACAUCGAGUGCGCAGGCAGUGACGCAAGCAUCAACAGCUUCGCAGACUUUGUCUAUUAAACAACAAGCAACAACUGAGACAGUAGGAACCUCAGAAACACCGAGUGCCCAGAUAGCAAUAGAAUCAUCAACAGCUUCGGAGACUCUUUCUCUCAAAGAAUCGGGAACAACUGAACGAACGGGAACGCCGCAAACGCCGAGUGAUCUGUUAGCGACGGAAUCAUCAACAGCGUUCGAGACUGUUUCUCUGAAGGAACCAGCAACAACUGAGUUUGCAGAACCUCCUCAAAUACCUAGUGGCCUGAUUGCGACGGAAUCAUUACCAACUACCGGGAGUAUUUCUCUCAAAGAACUAGGAAUAGCUGAAGCAGCAGGAACGCCACAAACACCGAGUCCCCUGAUAAGGACGGAAUCAUCAACAGCUGCAGGAGGUACUUUGCCGGAGCUAGCAGGAACGACUGAUAGAGCAGCGACUCCACAAACACCGAGUUCCGCUAUAGCGACGGAAUCAUCAACAGCUUCCGAGACUACUUCUUGGAAAGAUCGAGGAACAACGGAAGCAGCAGGAACUCCACAAACAUCUAGUGGCCACGUAUCGACGGAAUCAUCAAUAGGUUCGGAGGCUGUUUCUAUGAACCGACCAGCAACAACUGAGGCAGCAGGAACUCCUGAAACACCUAGUGUGCAGAUUGCGGCGGAAUCGUCAACAGCGGUACAGGGUACUUCUCUGGAGCUAGCAGCAGCAACUGGGGCAGGAGGAACUCCAAAAACACCUAGUGCCCAGAUAGCGACGGAACAAUCAACAGCGGUAGAAACAACUGUUCUUGUUCUAGGAGGAACAACUGUGGCAACGGCAGCGAUACCUGAAACACCAAGUGCUCAGAGAACGACGGAACGAAUAACAGGUUUAAAUGACGCUGAAACCCCAGCAGCUGUAGCGGCAACUUCAAGUUCUGAAUUAAGUAGUACAGCAACAGGAACAAGUCUAGUAAAUAGAGAAGGUACAGUUGCUUCUACGGAGAGUGUGGCAACUUCUCUGAAAACGACAACAGCUCAACGUAUGGUAGCAGCUUUGAUUACGUCGGCUGAGAAACUUGUCGGUAGUACUGUUGAAACCACGAGAGAAAGUACAGUUAGGACGAGUACUGGAAGUAGCGAAACAACAGCUGCUAGUUUCUUUGGAGCUCUGAUCGUAAGACCCCUGAACAGGGUGGUCGUUAGAAGAACAACAACGGUUGCGACAGAGACACAGGAACGCAUGGAAAUCGCUAACGCUGGUAAGUACUAUCCUUAG
Molecule: messenger RNA, 8712 nt
Organism: Rotaria sp. Silwood1
Lineage: Eukaryota; Metazoa; Rotifera; Eurotatoria; Philodinida; Philodinidae
Source: the annotation of a GenBank genome assembly